Stomoxys calcitrans (stable fly) is the source of this 2395-nucleotide messenger RNA. Its product is annotated as organic cation transporter protein. The coding region runs from base 530 to 2185 and encodes 551 amino acids. Gene Ontology annotation, biological process: transmembrane transport. Gene Ontology annotation, molecular function: transmembrane transporter activity. The transcript has 3 exons. Lineage: Eukaryota; Metazoa; Arthropoda; Insecta; Diptera; Muscidae. Gene Ontology annotation, cellular component: membrane. The record is from RefSeq and is a predicted model, not a curated record.
GCUAACAGCUUUCGGAAGAUCCCCCAACAGCAACUUCCAGCGACCCGCUUGAUGUGUGGCUUUAGUUGUGUUAUAAGUGCGUUAGCGUCCGCACACUAGACGGUCGCUGUGGUUUUGCUUAGCCAAAAAGCUUUUGGUUAGCACGCGAUUUCCAACGUAUUUUACGAGACGAGACUAUCGCUGGAUUUGAAUGAGGAAAUAGGCACAGCGAUUUGUUGCUGCAUUCGUACGACAGUGAAUGCGAUUCCUUGUUGCCGUUUGCAACAGAACAGGUUCGCGCGUGCAAUUUUUCGCAGGUUUAAUAAGCCCAGCAACCAACAAUUCUUGUUGAUGGUUUUGGUUGUCGCCUGAUAUUCAGCCGUUUUAAAUGAAGUGAUGUUUUAAACUUAAUGCAGCAUUAAUAAAAGAUUGUAAUAACUCAAAAAAAAAAAAGAAAAACAGUCAAACAGCCUUGCCAAAGCUGUAAGCCUACUUGUGCAAAAAAAAAAACACACACACACACACACACCGAAACUGAAACAUAUCAAAAAUGGCUGUGGAUUACGUAUUGGAAGAUUUAAUGGGCAAAUUAGGUGAAUUUGGACGUUAUCAGGCAUUCCAAUUUUUCCUGCAAGUUCUGUCCGCACUAACGGCUGGUUUGCACAUGCUCUCCUUGGUUACAGUGCAAGCAGUUCCCGAACAUCGUUGCUUUAUCGAAGGAGUAGACAAUACCAGCUAUUCAUACGUACCUUGGAAUUCAUCAGCAAUACUGGCCGCCAUACCUCUUAAGGAUAAUGGUGAACUGGAUUCUUGCCACAUGUAUGAUGCUACAAACAAUACGGUGCCCUGCGAAUCCUAUGUCUACGACAGAACGUACUAUGAAACGUCGAGGACAAUUGACUGGAAUUUUGUGUGCGACCGCCGUUGGAUGGGAAGCAUUGUGCAGACGGUUUUCAUGUUGGGUGUUUUCACAGGUGCUGUAACAUUGGGCGGUCUGGCCGAUAAGGUGGGACGCAAAACCGUCUUCUGUUGGUCUGCCUUGCUGCAGUUGAUUAUUGGUGUGGCAGUGGCUUUCAUUCCAGAGUAUUUUUCAUAUAUGGUAGCUCGCUUCUUCUUGGGCAUCUUUGGUUCGGCCGGUUCGUAUAUCUGUGGUUUCGUCUUAACUAUGGAGUUGGUGGGACCAAGCAAACGUACUGCCUGUGGCAUUACUUUCCAGGCUGUGUUUGCAGCAGGCAUCAUGCUAGUAGCUGGUUGGGGAGCUUUAAUCAAGGAUAGACAAAUCCUCCAAGUUGUAUAUGGUCUGCAUGGUGUUUUGUUCUUGGCACAUUGGUGGAUCUUGGACGAGUCGCCUCGCUGGUUGUGGAUGCAGGGUCGCGCCGGAGAAGCCGUGGACAUAGUCGCCAAAGGUUUAAAAAUUAAUGGAUCUGGCAUACCAGUGGACAAAGAGUACUACAUGCAAAAGGCUAAAGCUCAGCAGGCCGCCGAGGAAAAAUCCAGUGCAGGAUUGGCCGACCUAUUCAAGACUCCAAAUUUGCGCAUGAAAACUUUGAAUGUCUGUGUCUGCUGGUUUGCCAACUCAUUGGUUUACUACGGUCUAUCUCUGAGUGCUGGAAAACUGUACGGAAAUCCAUUUUUGAUUCUAUUCAUCAUGGGCCUCGUUGAAUAUCCGAGCUACUUUACAAUUGUGUUGGUACUGGAUCGUUUGGGUAGGCGUCCCAUCACAAGUACUCUUAUGAUUGCCGGUGGCAUAUGUUGCAUUGUGGCCGCUUUCAUAGCACAGGGCAGCACCACCUCGACCACCAUUGUGAUGAUCGGAAAACUUUUCAUUGCUGGUUCGUUUGCGGUAAUCUACAACUAUUCGGCCGAACUCUUCCCAACGGUUGUGCGUAAUUCUGCAAUGGGGUUGGGUUCUAUGUGUGCACGUUUAUCGGGGGCUCUCACGCCACUUAUAACACUACUGGACUCCUUCGAUCCGAAGAUCCCCGCUGUGGUCUUCGGUCUAAUAGCCCUUCUCUCCGGAUUCUGGGUGAUGUUCUUGCCAGAAACCAUGAAUCAACCAAUGCCGGAAUCCAUAGAAGAUGGCGAAAACUUUGGCAAAGGCGACACAUGGUUUAGCCAGUGUGCCGGUAGAAAACCCAAUCGCAAUAGCAGCUAUCACGAUGAUCCCGAGCAGAUGGUGCCUCUGAAAACCAUAGAAAGAAAAUGAAUUUAAUUCGAAGAAUUGGUUGGUUUUGUUGCAAUGCUCACCGCCCCAUUUACAGCUCCGCAGUGUGUUCCACAAACAAAGUGCCACAUUCCAAAUCCUGUGUAUUGCCCUACUUUUUUGUUUUGUUUGUUAUCACAUCCUCACUUGCCUCCCUUUAAAAGCAUGUAUGGAUUUUAUUUUUAAUUAAAAAAAAAAAACUCAAAAAAAUUA